Vitis riparia (riverbank grape) is the source of this 1066-nucleotide messenger RNA. RefSeq names its product 2-oxoglutarate-dependent dioxygenase DAO-like. The transcript has 3 exons. Lineage: Eukaryota; Viridiplantae; Streptophyta; Magnoliopsida; Vitales; Vitaceae. The record is from RefSeq and is a predicted model, not a curated record. Gene Ontology annotation, biological process: auxin catabolic process. Gene Ontology annotation, molecular function: indole-3-acetaldehyde oxidase activity; dioxygenase activity. Bases 38 to 934 code for a protein of 298 amino acids.
AGAGCAGAAAGGAGAUGAGACGAGAGAAGCAAAGGAAAUGGCCACCGGCGACAUCCCGUCGAUUGAUAUGCAAGACUUUCCUAGGCAAUCCCGGAGGCUGAGAGAAGCAUGCGAGGAAUGGGGUUGUUUCAGAGUUGUUAACCAUAGCAUCCCUCCAUCUUUAUUGUCUGAAAUGAAGUCCGUCGUCGGAUCUCUCCUUGACCUUCCCCUGGAAAUCAAAUGCCGGAACACUGACGUGAUAGCUGGCAGCGGCUACAUGGCACCCAGCAAGGUCAAUCCUCUCUACGAGGCCUUGGGUCUCUACGACAUGGCCUCCCACCAGGCUGUGGAUGCAUUUUGUUCUCAGUUAGAUGCCUCUCCUCACCAAAGGGAGACAAUAAAGAUCUACGCCAAAGCAGUGCAGGAGCUGGCCAUGGAUAUCGGGAACAAGCUGGCAGAAACCAUGGGGUUAGGAGGCGAUUUGUUCAAGGAAUGGCCCUGCCAGUUUAGGAUAAACAAAUACAACUUCACUCCUGAAACUGUGGGUUCCCCUGGCGUCCAAAUCCACACAGAUUCCAGCUUCCUUACCAUACUCCAGGACGAUGAAAAUGUAGGGGGCCUUGAAGUGAUGGACAAGUCUGGCGCAUUUAUUGCGGUGGAUCCCAUGCCAGGGACUCUCCUUGUCAAUCUGGGAGACAUUGCCACGGUGUGGAGCAACGGAAGAUUGUGCAACGUGAAGCAUAGGGUACAAUGCAAGGAGGCAGCAGUGCGAUUGUCAAUUGCUUCUUUUCUGCUAGGGCCCAAGGAUGCAGCAGUGGAAGCCCCGCCGGAGCUGGUGGACUCCGAACACCCUCGCCUUUUUGUUCCCGUCACCUAUGAGGAUUAUAGAAAACUCCGCCUCUCUACCAAAUUGCAGGCUGGUGAAGCUCUGGCGCUUGUGCGCGUCGACUCCUAGACAAAAAGAAAAAGAGGGUUCCACUGUUCCAGUGUUGCCUUGGUGAUGUUUUUAUGCUUAAUAAAUUAUUAAUUGGGAGCAUGGUUAGUUUUGAAUGUUUACAGAUCUCUACUCUUCUUUUAUGGCCAAAAA